Molecule: messenger RNA, 4765 nt
Organism: Onthophagus taurus
Lineage: Eukaryota; Metazoa; Arthropoda; Insecta; Coleoptera; Scarabaeidae
Gene: Duox
Product: Dual oxidase
Biological process (GO): response to oxidative stress
Molecular function (GO): heme binding; calcium ion binding; peroxidase activity
Source: RefSeq, a predicted model, not a curated record
GAGUAUAUAGUUUUUCCUUCAGUCGGAUCGUUCAGUAUACUACCAAUCGGGUCCCGCGUAUAAUGAAGUUCUUCGUAUGAUCAUCUCGGAAAUGCGGGCGAAAACAUGUGCUUUAUAAAUUAGAAGUUUUAAAAUUAAAAAAUUUCGCGAACCGGGUCUUUAAUUAUUAAAUAUGAAAGAAUAAGAUUAAAACAAUUAAAGUUCUUUUUCAUCAUGGAUUUAUCAAUACAAAGUUGUUAUCGAAGAUUUCUCUUUUUAGCGAUUCUUUGCGAAUUUUUCCUUCUCUCAAAAGUUUCUUCCGAUCCGGGAUAUAAGGCUGAAAAGCAACGAUAUGAUGGUUGGUUUAAUAAUGUUGCACAUCCUAAUUGGGGUUCAACAAAUAGUCAUCUUAUUCGUAAAGCAUCAUCGGCUUAUUCUGAUGGAGUUUAUAUGAUGGCUGGUCAAGAUCGACCGAGUACAAGAAAACUAAGUCGGUUAUUUAUGCGUGGUGCGGACGGUUUAGCAUCUUUAAACAAUAAAACCGCCCUUUUAGCGUUUUUCGGUCAAUUGGUCACGUCGGAAAUUGUUAUGGCCAGUGAAAGCGGUUGCCCAAUCGAGAUGCACAACAUCGAAGUGGAAAAAUGCGAUCAUAUGUACGAUAAACAAUGCGAUGGAAACAAACAUAUCCCUUUUCAUCGUGCCGCUUAUGAUAGAAAAACUGGGCAAAGUCCAAAUAGUCCAAGGGAGCAAUUGAAUCAAGUUACAAGUUGGAUAGAUGGUAGUUUCAUAUAUAGUACAAGUGAACCUUGGGUAAAUACGAUGAGAUCAUUUUCAAAUGGGACCUUUAGACCGGAGAAUGCCGGAAAUAUGCCGCAAAGAAACUCGAUGAGGAUCCCGUUGUUUAACAAUCCAGUUCCAGAACAGAUGCGCAUGUCCAAUUCGGAAACGUUAUUUCUGUUAGGUGACCCAAGAACGAAUCAAAACCCAGCCUUACUCACCUUAGGAAUCCUUUUCUUUCAAUACCACAAUUUCGUUGCGAAUCAAAUUUACAAGGACCACCCUAAAUGGAUGGACGAAGACGUGUUUCAAAAGGCUCGAAGAAUUGUUAUUGCAACCCUUCAAAAUAUAAUCAUUUAUGAAUAUCUCCCCGCGUUUCUCGGGGAGGAUUUACCACCGUAUCAAGGUUACAACCCCGAUUUACAUCCUGGGGUAACCCACGUGUUUCAAAGCGCCGCGUUUCGUUUUGGACACUCAUUAAUUCCGCCGGGGAUUUAUCGAAGAGAUGGUCAUUGCAAUUUUAAGAAAACGUCAUCGGGUGAUAAAGCGAUUCGUUUAUGCUCAACGUGGUGGAAUUCAAAUGAAGUAUUAACUCACAACACAGUUGAAGAACUUCUUUUAGGAAUGGUAUCCCAAUUAGCAGAACGAGAAGAUGCACUUUUAUGCUCAGACGUUAGAGACAAACUUUUCGGACCAAUGGAAUUCACAAGAAGAGAUUUGGGCGCUUUGAACAUUAUGAGAGGAAGAGACAACGGUCUUCCGGACUACAACACGGUCAGAGCAAGUUAUAAUUUGCCAAAAAUAACCGAAUGGGCCGACAUAAACCCCGAAUUAUUUCAACUACACCCAGAAAUUUUAGAAAAUUUAAAAACCCAAUACAAAGAUGAUAUUAAUAAUGUUGAUGUUUACGUUGGGGGGAUGUUGGAAAGUUAUGGUAGACCGGGCGAAUUAUUUAGAACGGUUAUAAUCGAUCAAUUUACAAGAAUUCGAGAUUCUGAUCGAUUUUGGUUCGAAAAUAUUAAUAAUGACUUAUUUACUGAUGAAGAAAUCGAUCAAAUUCGUAAAACAACUCUUUAUGAUGUUAUCGUAAAAAGCACUACUAUCAAUCCGGAAGAAUUACAAAAAGAUGUAUUCUUUUGGAAAGAUGGCGAUGUUUGUCCUCAACCCGAACAAUUAAAUGCAACAACAUUAAAGCCGUGUAAUUAUUUAAAAGGAUACGAUUAUUUCGAAGGAAACGAAUUGGUUUAUAUCUACGCUUGCGUUUUUCUUGGUUUUGUUCCGAUAGUUUGCGCGGGUGCUGGUUACGGUGUUGUUAAAUUACAAAAUAAACGUAGGAGACGAUUAAAAAUUAAACAAGAAGAAUUAAAAAACGCUUCCGAAGGAAAACUUCCAAUCGAUACGAUGAUUGUUCAAGAAUGGCUUCAUGCAAAUCAUAAAAGAAUCGUUAAAAUUAAAUUUGGACCAGAUGCUUGUAUUAAUGUGACCGGAAGGAAAGGUGAAAAAUUAAGGAGUGUUGAUUUUAAGAGUUGCGAUCAUGUCAGUAUCGAAGAAUCGGUUGAUAUGACCGGAAAAAGAAAUCCUUUGGUUCUAAUUAGAGUUCCAAAAGAUCACGAUUUAGUUCUUGAAUUCGAUAACAUCGGUUCUAGAAAAAAAUUUAUUCACAAACUUGAAAUGUUUUUAGCAUCGAAUAAAAAAAAUUUAAACACAAAGCAAGUCGUUAGAGAAUUAUUAUUAGCCAAAGCCGAAACGAGAGAGAGAAGACAAAAAAAAUUAGAACAUUUCUUUAGGGAAGCUUACGCUUUAACUUUUGGACUUCGCCCCGGAGAACGUCGACGAAGAUCGAGUUCAUCUUCAGAUGGCGAAGUUGUAACAGUUAUGAGAACGUCUUUAACCAAAGCGGAAUUUGCAAGCGCUCUUGGAAUGAAACCGGAUGCCGUUUUUGUUAAGAAAAUGUUUAACAUCGUCGAUAAAGACGGAGAUGGGAGGAUUUCAUUUCAAGAGUUCUUAGACACCGUCGUUUUAUUCUCUCGGGGAAAAACCGAAGAUAAAUUAAGGAUUAUUUUCGAUAUGUGCGAUAACGAUAAAAAUGGCGUUAUUGAUAAAGGGGAGUUAUCGGAAAUGUUGAGAUCGUUAGUUGAAAUUGCUAGAACUACGAGUUUAUCUGAUGAUCAUGUUACGGAGUUAAUUGAAGGAAUGUUUCAGGAUGCCGGAUUAGAAGAAAAAGAUUUUUUAACGUAUGAAGAUUUUAAGGAAAUGAUGAAAGAAUAUAAAGGUGAUUUUGUUGCGAUUGGUUUAGAUUGUAAAGGAGCUAAACAAAACUUUUUGGAUACAUCAACAAAUGUUGCAAGAAUGACAAGUUUUCAUAUUGAACCAUCAACAGAAUCAGACAGUAAUUAUUUCAUCUUAAAAUGGAAUUCUUUAACAACGUUCCUAGAAGAAAACAGACAAAACAUCUUUUAUUUAUUCAUAUUUUACGUCGUCACAAUCGGAUUAUUCGUCGAAAGAUUUAUUCAUUAUUCUUUUAUGGCCGAACACACCGAUUUACGCCACAUCAUGGGAGUUGGAAUAGCAAUAACUCGUGGUUCAGCAGCCUCCUUAUCAUUUUGUUACAGCAUCCUUUUAUUAACGAUGUCCAGGAAUUUAUUAACAAAAUUAAAAGAAUUUUCAAUACAACAAUACAUUCCUUUAGACGCCCACAUUCAAUUUCACAAAAUCGCCGCUUGUACGGCAUUAUUUUUUUCUCUUUUACACACAGUCGGGCACAUUGUUAAUUUUUACCACGUUUCAACACAACCACUUGAACAUUUGAAGUGUUUAACCAGCGAAGUGAGGUUCCCAUCUGAUUAUAAACCUGACAUAUCUUUUUGGUUAUUCCAAACAAUUACAGGAUCUACGGGAGUCGUUUUAUUUGUUGUUAUGUGCAUAAUUUUUGUGUUUGCUCAUCCUACGAUAAGAAAACGAGCUUAUAAUUUCUUUUGGGCAACUCAUCAAUUGUAUAUCGUUCUUUAUGCUUUUUCUUUAAUUCAUGGAGUUGCAAGAUUAACGGGGGCUCCAAGAUUUUGGAUUUUCUUUGUUGGUCCUGGUGUUAUUUUUGCUCUAGAUAAAAUGGUUAGUUUGCGCACUAAAUACAUUCCUUUAGAUGUGAUCGAAACGGAACUUCUUCCAUCCGAUGUUAUUAAAAUAAAAUUUUAUCGCCCGCCGAAUUUAAAAUAUCUAUCUGGGCAAUGGGUUCGACUGGCAUGCACUUCGUUUAAGAGUAGAGAGUUCCAUUCUUUUACAUUAACUUCAGCUCCUCAUGAAAACUUUUUAUCGUGCCACAUCAAAGCUCAAGGCCCAUGGACUUGGAAAUUACGAAAUUAUUUCGACCCAUGCAACUAUAACCCCGAAGAGCAACCAAAAAUCCUUUUAGAAGGCCCUUUUGGUGGUGGAAAUCAAGAUUGGUACAAAUUUGAAGUUGCUGUUAUGGUUGGUGGUGGUAUUGGAGUCACACCUUACGCCUCAAUAUUAAAUGAUUUAGUUUUUGGAACAUCUACAAACAGAUAUUCAGGAGUCGCUUGCAAAAAGGUUUAUUUCUUAUGGAUUUGCCCCUCUCACAAACACUUUGAGUGGUUCAUUGAUGUUUUACGCGAUGUUGAAAAGAAAGAUGUCACCAACGUCUUAGAAAUUCACAUCUUUAUCACGCAAUUUUUCCAUAAAUUCGAUUUAAGAACAACGAUGUUGUAUAUUUGCGAGAAUCAUUUUCAAAGAUUAGCGAAAAAUUCGAUGUUUACGGGAUUGAAGGCGGUUAAUCAUUUCGGCCGUCCCGAUAUGAUAUCGUUCUUGAAAUUCGUUCAAAAGAAACACAGUUAUGUGAGUAAAAUCGGCGUUUUUAGUUGCGGACCUCGCCCGUUAACUAAAAGCGUUAUGACAGCUUGUGAUGAUGUGAAUAAAGGCAGAAAACUUCCGUAUUUUAUACAUCAUUUCGAAAAUUUUGGUUAAAAUGAUAUCUUGCUUAACUUAAUAAUGAAUA